Molecule: messenger RNA, 3073 nt
Organism: Haliaeetus leucocephalus (bald eagle)
Lineage: Eukaryota; Metazoa; Chordata; Aves; Accipitriformes; Accipitridae
Gene: SLC60A2
Product: KIAA1919 ortholog
Exons: 4
Coding region: 53-1582 (509 amino acids)
Source: RefSeq, a predicted model, not a curated record
GCUGCGGUGGUGCAUCUCCGGGGCGCUGUGCGCGGCCUUCCUGGGGCUGGGGAUGAGCAUCGCGGUGCUGGGGCCCACCUUCCAAAACCUGGCCGCCAACGUCCACAAGAACGUCAGCGACAUCUACUACAUCUUCGUGGGACGGUCCUUGGGCUACCUGGGGGGGUCGGUGCUCGGGGGGGUGCUCUUCGACUCCAUGAACGCCCACCUCCUCCUCGCAUUAUCCAUGUUUGGAACAACAGUUGGUCUUUAUGGGAUACCCUGGUGUAAGAAAUCCCUGCUGUUAACUGUCUUGAUGUCAGUUAUUGGAGCUUCCAUGGGAAUUCUAGACACAGGUGGCAAUGUACUGGCACUGAAUACCUGGGGAGCAGAGGCUGGGCCACACAUGCAGGCCUUACACUUCAGUUUUGCUGUCGGUGCGUUUGUGGCUCCGAUCCUGGCUAAAAUGGCCUUGGGAGGCUCCGAAUCUAAAGACCUUCUUCCAGUAGCUGAAAAGACAAACCAGUCUGUCCUGAGGUCUGUGCCAGCAGCAUCAGCUGCAUCAGCUGCAUCAGCACUGAAACACCAUCUUGGUGCAGAUUUUUUGUGGUCCUAUGUUGUCAUAGGGACCUAUCUUCUGUUAGUUUCUUUCUUCUUUUUUAUUUUGUAUUCAAAGGGCAGCUCAGCUCGAGACAAAUCAAAGGCUUCUCUGCAGAAGUGCAUGUUUGCCAAAUACCACUACGCUCUUAUUAUUCUCCUGUUCGUAUUCUUCUUCUGCUAUGUGGGAGCAGAGGUCACUUACGGCUCUUACAUAUUUACUUAUGCAAAGGUCUUUGCUGACAUGAAAGAAAACGAAGCAGCCGCUUUGAAUUCUGUCUUCUGGGGCGCGUUUGCCGCUUGCAGAGGAGUGGCAAUAUUCUGUGCUGCUUGCUUGUACCCUGGCACCAUGAUCCUGCUGAGUAUCAUCGGCUCUGCUGCCUCCUCUUCGUGCUUGGCCUUCUUUGCGAGGUACCCAGCUUCGCUGUGGGUUGGAACCGCUGUGUACGGCGCGUCGAUGGCUACCAUCUUUCCCAGCGGCAUUUCCUGGAUAGAACAGUACACGGUCGUGCAAGGAAAAUCGGCUUCUCUCUUUGUGAUCGGCGCCGCGCUGGGCGAGAUGUGCAUUCCGGCCGUGGUGGGGUAUCUUCAAGGAAGGUUUCACCACGUUCCCGUGGUGAUGUACACUGCCUUGGUGACUUCUGCAAUGACAGUUAUGCUCUUCCCUCUGAUGUACAAAUUGGCCAACUCUCCCGGUGAGAGUGACUUGAAAGAAAUGAGUGAGAGCGAGGACCGGAAAGCUUUGUUGUCAAACUCGGGGCUUAAUGAGGAUGAAGAAGAUGAGGAGGAUGCGGGAGAGUGGAACGAAGCAGACUUUGAGGUAAUAGAAAUGAAUGACACGCUGAGAAACUCUGUGAUAGAGACCUCCCGUAAGAUACCAGGGGACUCUCCAGCCAAAGUCUCGCUCCAGCCCCAUCUGGACAAUGUACUGCGCGAUUCUCCAGUGGUUGCUGGUGGCUCCCCUGGGAGGAAAAACGUGAAUGUUGACCGGGAGAAGAAUGAUUAAAGUAAAAGCUGACUUUCUGUUUUUGAAGGGAAAUGCAAUUGAAUUGUAGCUGUUCUUGUAAAGUGGUUCAGGAAUCCUUUUAUAGUGGUGAGGAGCGCAGCGUGUUCAUUUCUGUGUUUGUCCGGCCCUUUCUCCUCUUUCAUUUUCAGUCUGCAGUUGUGUGGGAAAGCCCAUGAUGACAUGAAUGAGGUAACGUGGUAAAAUGUAUAGACUACACCAAAAAUGUUAAAACGUAAGAGACGUUUUCUAAAUGUGAGGCAUGCGUUUAAGUAACAUAUGCUGUAAUAAGAACUAACUAUGAAAGAAGGGGACUGCUCAGACCACUCAGUUUUUUGGGGUGGGUGAAGGGUGCAGUUCUGAGGUGCUUGGUCACAAAACAUUUUCACGAGAGAGGAGCGAAAUCCGUUAUCUGUGAUGCUGAACUUCCUUACCUCGUGAAAGAGGAAUGUUUCUACUGCAUUGAAAGUUUGUGAGUGACAUAAACCAGGAAAUCAAGUCAAAUUUCAGGUGAUGCCCAGCGGCUGUAAAUUGGAUAACCUAUUGGCAAACUAUAUAAUUUCCUGGUUCUGUCACUAAGACGAGAAAAAAUUAAAAAUUAAUUUUUAGGGGUGGAACCAUGCCUUUUGGGUCGUUUAAAAGCGGUGUAUGGGAAGGGGGACAAAAUGGGUCAUAUUAAUCUGCUAUAAUGCAUAACUGAUUUACUAGUUAAACAGUGGUGACAAAUCUAAAAGGUCUAAAGUACUUGUGAUUGUACUUGUGAUUUUAAUUACUGCAUUACCACUGAAAUCAAGAAAAGUAUGAUGAUAAAUUAUAUGUAAACAGAUUACUUACUUAAUAUGUGGUAUUGACACAGAGCUGUGGUUAUUUUAAGCCAGUUGUUUAAAUUAAGGUUAUAACAACCUUUCUGCCUUCCUGUGCCAAGACUUGAACAUAGCGAUGCGUUAAAGUGAAAAUUUGUAAACGAGAGAGGGAACUGUCGAUGAGACAAUCCUUUCUAUCGUGUGCCCCUUGCCAGUUGGAUUGGUGCCGUUUGGGUUUUGUUUCCUUGGGUGAUGACUUAGGGGCAGACGCUUCCUACUGGAGCGGGAGUGGUUUGUAGUUGUAGGUUCAUUGCUGCUAAGCAGCACGUCCUGGGGAAGGACCAGUCAUGCCUGCGAGCCCUCCCCAGCAAGAGCCAAAAAUGCAGCAGCUAAUGGCAAAAUCUGACUCUGAAGCAGCAGUCUUGCAAUUUGUCUACUUGAAACUCCAAAUUUGUAGGUUAAAUAUAUUUUUUUUCUUUAAGGCUGUGUGAUCAGAAUGUGCUCAUGUUUGGGGUUUUUUAACUUUGCACUUUUAUUAGUGUUUUUCUUGCUAAGAAGUUUAAUUUACCAACGCAAGAGCUCUAGAUGUAACAUAGCACAGAACCUUAGAUGUUCAGUGUAUUUUCAGGUCUGAUUUUGUUCCCUCUCUUGUCCUUUGAGUGUGCAAUCUCAAUUCUAGCCUAGAAUCUCU